Messenger RNA from Anopheles maculipalpis, 1935 nucleotides. Its product is annotated as sphingomyelin phosphodiesterase-like. The record is from RefSeq and is a predicted model, not a curated record. Gene Ontology annotation, cellular component: lysosome. The transcript has 3 exons. Gene Ontology annotation, biological process: ceramide biosynthetic process; sphingomyelin catabolic process. Gene Ontology annotation, molecular function: acid sphingomyelin phosphodiesterase activity. Lineage: Eukaryota; Metazoa; Arthropoda; Insecta; Diptera; Culicidae. The coding region runs from base 16 to 1935 and encodes 639 amino acids.
CACUCAAUCGGCAGAAUGGGACGCGUAACGAUUGUUUCCUCGUUGGUGAUAGUGGCGGCAGUGAUCGGGUCGAUCUCGAGCUACCAGGUAAAACCGGCCAACUACGCCAAACUGGUGGAGAAGCAGAAGAAGUUUGACGAGGCGUUCGAGAAAGAGUUCUACGUGGAACAUACCAAGUAUGUUGAGACGGGUGAGCGAUCGGAGCGGCUCGAGGAGAUGUUUGAGCAUAUGCGCCAUCAACCCGACAUGUUCCGAAUGGAGAUGGACAAUCAUCCGCUACCGUACCUCACCGUGGAAUGUACGGCUUGCCGUGCCUUGGUUACGACCUACCUCACCUACCGUCGUGUGCUUGGUUGGGAUCGCGAUCGUAUUGCGGUGCAGGCGGCUUCUACUUGCGAAACGCUUAACAUCCUCACCCCGGCCAACUGCUUGAAGAUCGUCAACAAGAACAUCGACAUCUUGCUGUACAUCAUCGAUAACCGUCCGUCCCUGUCGGCGCAGACCAUCUGUGGCAUUAUCUUCCAGUCGGGAACGUGCGUACUAGAGGAUCCUGCUUUCUUGAACUGGUCGAUCAAUGUACAAGCCGGAGGACGCCCUAUUACGGGGUCCAAAACUUCUCCGAACCGUGGUGCCAGUGACAUCAAGAUCAUCCACAUUACGGACGUCCAUUACGAUCCGCACUACCGUACCGGUUACAAUGCGGUGUGUGGUGAGCCGUGCUGUUGCCGCGAGGGACAAGGAAUUCCAUCCAAUCCGGCUGACGGUGCUGGUGAGUGGGGAGACUACCGAGAUUGUGAUUCUCCGUGGAAGGCGGUUGAGGAUGCUGUCCGUGCGGCCGCCCGUCAGCAUCCGGAUGCGGCGUACGUGUAUCACACCGGAGACAUUAUCGACCAUGGUGUGUGGGAGACGACAGUCGCUGGUAAUAUUGUCUCGAUGACGCGCACUCUUCAGCUGUUCCGGGACGUGUUUGGCAGCAAGCCCGUAUACUCCGUGCUCGGCAAUCACGAGAAUAAUCCCACGAACGUGUUCGCGCCGAGUUACAUCGAUCGGACCGAUUUCUCUGCCAGCUGGUUGUACGAUUUCUCGGCGGACCAGUGGUCUACUUGGUUGCCGACGGCCACGCAACAAACUAUCCGCCAGGGUGGCUUCUACACUGCGCUGGUUCGCCCCGGGUUCCGUAUCAUCGGCAUGAACAACAACGAUGCGUACACGUUCAACUGGUGGAUUCUGUACGAUCCGACGUACCUUCAGGCACAGCUUCAGUGGGUGCACGAUACGCUCCUGCAGGCGGAAGCUGCCGGUGAGAAGGUGCACAUCCUGGCCCACAUACCCAUCGGUACUGGAACGAGCUAUCGUACCUGGGCUCGUCAGUAUCGUCGCAUUCUGGAUCGGUUCUGGGAUGUCAUCACGGCUCACUUCCACGGACAUACGCACGCCGAUGAGUUCAAUGUGUUUUACUCGCUGGCUAACCCUCAGCAUGCUAUCAGUGUCGGAUUCAACGGUGGCGGUACCGUACCGUUCAGCAACUACAACCCCAACUAUGUGGUGUACUACGUCAAUCCGCAAACUUUCCAAGUGACGGACUUUGAAUCGUGGUACUUCAACCUGACCGAAGCCAACCAGAACCCGAACCGUAGCCCCAUCUGGACGCAGCUCUACUCGUUCAGCCGGGACUUCCAGCUGUCGAACACGAGCCCAGCCUCACUCGAUGGGCUUGUCCGCCGGUUUGCCUCGAACCCGACCGAUCUGCGCCGCUACUGGGAGAUGAAGGUGAAGCGAGGCGAUCCGUUCCUGGCCGCCGGCUGUGAUGGGGACUGUCUUUUGAACCAUCUGUGCGAGAUCGUCACCAACGAGGCAAACGAUGACAGUAAGUGUAACACACUGGCAGCCAUUUUCCGCAACCUGGACGACGAGCUAUUUGACGAGCAAAAAUAA